CAUUUCAGAGUAGCAUAAUUUCUACACACCACACAAACUACCUACAAAAAAUGCUAUAAAAUUCCUAAUAAAGGUCAGGCUCUUUUCCUCUUCUCAGCUCAUUACACAUGCGGCAGUACAGAUCUAUGCAGACACUUGUGUAAUUUGUUUGUUCAGAGUUCUGCAGAGGGGCAGUGCUGUAGGGAAUGAUAUCACUAGAGACCAAACAUAAAUAAAAGUGAUCUUUACAGAUAUGUUGGCAUUCAUUCUCAACAGCAGAAGGUAGGGUAUCAGUAGUGCAAAUGAUACACUAGCAAUAAAGAUCUCAUUAUCCUUCUGCAUUUUUUGUUUUCAUUAAUAUUAUGAGGGUUUAUUUGUUGAUUUAUUGUGUUUAUACUUGUAUUGUCACAACAAAUUAAUAUAAGGUGUUCCAGCACAAAUUUAAUUAAUGCAAACCUUUGCUCCUAACAGAUUUCUUACAGGUGUUUCCAGAUGGCUGCUGACUUGACUUUCAUGCAGUCAGCAUCAUCAACAAAUAGAACAUUUAUACUUCCCUCCAGCUUCUACAUCAUUGGACUUUACAAUGUCCCACAUGCAAAGUACUACUAUGUGUUUCUGUGCUUUGUGUAUGCAGUGACUGUUUUGGGGAAUUCAUUUAUAAUAGGCACCAUAUACCUGGCACGCAGCUUACACACUGCUAAGUUCAUAGCUGUCUUCAACCUGGCCUUGUCUGAUUUGUGUGGAAGCUCUGCUCUCAUUCCAAAGCUUCUGGACAUGUUUCUGUUUGAGAAUCAGUACAUAUCUUAUGAAGCCUGUCUAGCAAACAUGUUUUUUGUUUAUGUCUUUAUGACCAUGCAGUCUCUUACUCUGCUUGCUAUGGCCUAUGACAGGCUAAUUGCUAUAUGUUUUCCAUUAAGGUAUCAUGCAAUUGUCACCAAAACAACAAUGACCUUGAUCAUCUGUGUUAUGUGGAUUCUUUCUAUAAGUGUCAAUGCUGUACUUGUAGGUCUAAUAACCAGACUGUCCUUCUGUAGAUCUACUACAGUUAACAGCUAUUUCUGUGAUCAUGCCCCUGUUUAUAAACUAGCCUGUAAUGAUAACUCUAUGAAUUCCAUAAUGGGCUAUGUCUGUAUGGCUGCACUGCUUUAUAUUCCAUUGAUACUCAUAGCCCUCUCAUAUGUUUGUAUCGCUUUUGCUUUGCAGAAGAUCUCACAUGGUGCUGAGCGAAUCAAAGCUAUAAAAACCUGCACCUCCCAUGUCAUAUUAGUGGCCAUGUUUUAUCUACCAAUUAUUGGUAUUUACACUGCAGGUCUUACAACAUCAAUAAAUACAAAUGUUAGAAUAAUCAAUACUGCUCUGACGCAAACCAUUCCACCCAUGUUAAACCCCAUCAUAUAUACUCUUAAAACAGGGGAGGUGUUGCAGUCUAUUAAAGUACUCUACAAACAAACUAAGGUGAACUCUGCAAUGGAGAAAGCUGUGAAAAAGACUGUAAGGAACUGA
Molecule: messenger RNA, 1482 nt
Organism: Colossoma macropomum (tambaqui)
Lineage: Eukaryota; Metazoa; Chordata; Actinopteri; Characiformes; Serrasalmidae
Product: olfactory receptor 1496-like
Exons: 1
Coding region: 472-1482 (336 amino acids)
Biological process (GO): G protein-coupled receptor signaling pathway
Cellular component (GO): membrane
Molecular function (GO): olfactory receptor activity; G protein-coupled receptor activity
Source: RefSeq, a predicted model, not a curated record